AUGCGUACUCAGCAGCUCCUCGCUUUCAGUGGUCUCAUGCUUGCCAGCAACGUCGCUGUUGCCUCUAAGCUGGACCACGACGAUGUUCCCAACCGCUGCUGGAAUGUCUGCGGCGAUGUCGUCGGUAUCUCCAAGAGCUGUGAUGCCCGAUACGACAAUGAUUCGGCUGAGAUCAAGUGCAUCUGCGAUUGGGAGAAGGCUAAAACCCAAAUCCCUCUCUGCUCGGCCUGCAUUACCCAGUAUCAAACCGACAGGCGCAACAACGGGACCAACACCAACGACAAUGACCAUGACCAUGACCACGACAAUGAUGAUGAUGACCAUGACGACGACGACGACGAUAACGAGGCUCUUGAUCUCGUCCACUCGUGCUCGCUGACCACGACCACCUACAACUCUGCCGCUACCACUGCAAGUGGCUCGUCUACUAGCACCGGUACUGGCACUGCCGCAUCUGCAUCUGCAACCACCACGGACAGUUCCAGCCCCAGCGGAACGAGCAGCCAGGACUCAACCACCUCUUCCGGAUCGGGAUCGGCUGCGGGCUCCGCUUCUUCCUCUACCUCCACCCCUGGUGCUGCGGUUGACUUGGCAGCCCCGGGUGCCAUUUACAUGACUGGUAUCAUGGGGUUGAUGGCCUUUGCGUGGCUGUGA
This is a messenger RNA of Penicillium soppii, 654 nucleotides long. Its product is annotated as putative GPI anchored protein. Lineage: Eukaryota; Fungi; Ascomycota; Eurotiomycetes; Eurotiales; Aspergillaceae. The record is from RefSeq and is a predicted model, not a curated record. The transcript is spliced from 2 exons. The coding region runs from base 1 to 654 and encodes 217 amino acids.